Molecule: messenger RNA, 3570 nt
Organism: Magallana angulata
Lineage: Eukaryota; Metazoa; Mollusca; Bivalvia; Ostreida; Ostreidae
Product: protocadherin-9-like
Exons: 6
Coding region: 198-3329 (1043 amino acids)
Biological process (GO): homophilic cell-cell adhesion
Cellular component (GO): plasma membrane
Molecular function (GO): calcium ion binding
Source: RefSeq, a predicted model, not a curated record
UUACGCAUAUUUCCCAGGUGUAAAUAAAGCACAUUAUUCAGGUGAAAAGCUAUAGAAGAGUGUAGUAUAAUAGUGAUGGAUGGGGGAUGUAUUUAUGACAAAAUGACUAAUCAGCUUGUCAGAUACUAGUGGAUAGAUAAUAUAUCGGAAAGAAAUCCAGCGUGAAUGAAGGAGCUUUAAUCAGUGAACGAUACAAAAUGGCAUUUAUGAAGUUUCUGGGGACAAUAAUUAUUUGUUUACCUGUGAUAUUGGGACAGAUAUUACACUACAAUGUGUCCGAGGAAUCUCCCCUGGGAACAAUGAUAGGGAAUAUCGCCACGGACGCUAACAUCACCUCCAAUGAUCUCACUAUGGAGUUCAUCUUUCUGUCCCAGUCCAACCCGCUCACAUCUUUAUUUCACCUGGAAGAAAAAUCCGGAUCUCUUUCGGUCGGAAUGAGAAUCGACAGGGAAUCUCUCUCCGAGUGUAAAUUUCAAACUGAAUGUCUGCUUAAUUUGGACGUCAUUUGUCGAAAUUCAGGAAGUUUUUAUCAAAAACUUGAACUGAAAAUCAAAAUAUUAGAUAUUAAUGACAAUUCUCCCACUUUUCCCGAGGAUUCGGCUCGACUUAGUGUGUCCGAAGGGUCCCUUGUGGGGACUUCUUUUCCCAUCGAAGGGGCCGUCGACAGGGAUGGGGGACAUUUCUCGGUGAAUCUUUACAGGGUUGUUCCUGAAACGGCCCCUUUUAGUGUCCAAUUCCAGAAAAACGUAGAUGGGAGUUCUCUUGUGCGUCUAAUUUUGAAGAAAACCUUGGACCGUGAACAGCAAAAAUCAUACCAGUUCCAGAUUGUGGCCGAGGAUGGGGGAAAUCCCGCCAAUGUGGGCUCCCUGGUAGUGUUUGUGGAUGUUCUCGACAUUAAUGACCACCAGCCUGUGUUCUCCCAGACACACUACAACCUGACCGUGGAUGAAGAUGUAGCGGUCAACACCACAAUCCUCACCCUCACCGCACGUGACGAGGACGAGGGACUAAAUGGUGACGUCAUUUACAGUUUGAGUCCUCGUCAGGACGAGAAGAUUUUAAAACUGUUCCAGGUCGUUCCGACGAGUGGGUCUUUGCAAGUAAAGGAAUCGUUGAUUUUUGAGCCAGGAAAGCAGUAUAGGAUUAUAGUGGAGGCGAGCGAUCGUGCUAAACAGCCUCUAAUGUCUCAGACCCAAGUGACCGUUAAUGUGCGAGAUACUCAUAACAACCCGCCGCGGAUAAAGGUGGAUUUACUGUCAAAUACCGACAAAGCUCAGAUAUUGGAGAGUGCUUCACCUAAUGCCCCCAUAGCUCACGUCACUGUGGACGACCCGGAUACCGGCUACAACGGAAAAAUUAAUUGUUCAAUUCAGAGUGAAAAAUUCCAACUGCAAAAAUUUAAUGUUCUGGAGUAUAAAGUGGUCGUAGCUCAGGCGUUAGAUCGGGAAGUGCAGUCAGAGUAUAGAGUAACAGUCGUGUGUCAGGACGAGGGGAAUCCCCCAUUGAACGCGUCCUCGACCUUCAAUGUGACCGUCCUUGACGAAAAUGACCAUAGUCCUAUUUUUACGAAACCCAGCUAUGUUGUCCAAACACAGGAGGACAACAAUAUAGGGGCUAGCCUUAUAAGAGUUUCUGCCUCGGACAAAGACAUUGGAAAGAAUGCAGAAAUCACCUACAGACUCCAGUCCUCUAAGUACAAUUUCCUGAUCGAUCCGAGAUCUGGCCUGAUCUCCGCACAGUUCAGACUUGACCGCGAGGAGAUUCCAUUAAUCACGCUUGGUGUGUUGGCAGUGGACGGGGGUUCUCCGGCCAGAACAGGUACUACUAGCGUCAUCAUCAAAAUCACGGACAUCAACGACAACAAACCGGAAUUUCAAAAUCAGAGCUUCGAGUUUGCAAUUCAAGAAAACGCACCCAAAUAUUCCUCUGUCGGAUUGCUAGUUGCAACGGACAAAGAUGAAAAUGAAAAAAUCACUUUCUCACUUUUACCCCAAUAUAAUGGAGGAAUACCCUUUGAGAUCCUGCCCAAUGGAACCAUCCGAACCACCGAGGUUCUAGACCGGGAGACCAUUGCUAACUACCAGUUCUCCGUGGUGGCGACAGACUCUGGUUCCCCUCCCCAACAGUCGUCUGUCAAGAUCUCCAUUGAUGUCCUGGACAUGAAUGAUAACGCCCCAAUCUUCAUGUUCCCCAGCGACAACAACAGCACUGUCAUCAUCUCAUACCAAACCCUCCCCCACACUGUCAUUGCCCACCUGGACACGAGGGACAUAGACCAGGGACUCAAUUCAACAGUGACCUACGUCACUAGGGACAGGAACUACUCCCAUAUUUUUCAGCUCAAUAGUUUAUCUGGGAGACUAAUCUUGAUGAAACAACUUACAACCGCAGAAAUCGGAAAGUACAAACUUUCUAUUAUUGCUCAGGAUAAAGGAACUCCCCCGAGGACUUCCGAACGGACCAUGACAAUAGUUGUCACCAGUGAACCUAUUCCAGAGGAAGCAGCUGAAGCAGACGAUCACAAAUACUUCCUGAUCGCCAUAGCGAUUUCCUGUGUUACCAUAGUGAUUGCUGUGGUCAUCAUCUUGACAAUUUGUCUGAUCAAAAGAGCUGAUCGAUUGCGUCAAAAAUAUCACGAACAGCACAAAUCGGAGCCCUACAUUGAAAUCCCGGCCCAAAGAUUCCAUCAAAACGCCAUAGAUUCUUUGAAUUGCAGUGGGAUGUUGGACAAAGACACCCCCGAACUCCAGUUGUACCCCUCUCUUUACAAUUCACAGAUUUCUACUAAAGGAAUUACCGCUAAUCUUGGUCAGGAUGACAAAAUACAUCAUCAGUUAAGCCCCUUUACUCUACAUCACGUACUAGGGACAAGCACAUCUUACAGAGGCGGGUCUAAGCUGGCAAGAAAAGGAGGCGAUAAUUCCAGUGAUCGCUCAGGGGAGAUAACGCCGAGUGACAGUGGUCGGGGCGGAAGUGAAGACGAUCUCAACACCAGUAUUCUUCUGUCUCACUGCAGCUCAAUAGACUUUGAGAAUAACAAGAAUAACACACCAAGAAAGGAACUCUCGUUCAGCUCCUUCAACAAGCCAAGAACUAGUGUGCAGGGAAAUUCCUUCAAUGCAAAAAACAAUGUGUUACAGACUAAGCUACCCCCACCGCCGCGAAAUGUGUUCGGGGGAUUUCAAAGACAAGAAAGUUUAUAUUCAGAUGCCGGAAGUUUCUGUGGCCAUGACGACAGCACAACGACUUCCGGUAGCUAUGUUUUGGACCAAGAGGAUAUUUUUGAUGGACUAAAUUCAAGUUUACACCGUGGACAAUGCAUUGUAUGAGGGAAAAUUUUUAUUUCUGUCCUUCAAGUGAAUAAAGACGCUUUUAUAAAAAUUUUCUUUGUGAAAACGAGAACCGAAGUCCCACCUUCCUAUAAUCCGUAUGUGCCAAACACAUUUUAAUACAUGGUGCUAUAAAUCUUUAAUCGUUGUGUUCAGAGUGUGAAUAUCAUUAUCUUCAUUGUAAUAUGUUUUAUGAAAUGAUUUUAUGCAAAUGAAAUAUAAUAAAUGGCUAUUCUAAUAA